AUGACAAGCACCAUCGUUUGCUUUUUGCUCGAUUGCAGCAAGCAGUUGUGCGUCUCGCUCCUGCUGAAGCUGUUGCUGCUCACGAUACAACAUCUCGAGUCACAGUACCUGCUCGAAGGACUCAGUUGCCACUUGCAAAUACCAGCACACUAUUCUCCUUCCGUGUCGCAAACUACUAUACGCCGCCCGGCUCUGCGUGUGCUUGUAGCACACGACCUCCUCGUUAGUGCCAGACUUGCGCAACACCGUCACGUUCCCUGCUUUCAAGUGACUCUGCAGCAGCAGAUUCGAGCUCCGCUGGAUGCAAUACGUCAUGCGUUUGCCCAGACCAGGAGCUGCAACUUGCAUCGCGAAGGUUCCGUCGUGGCCGUUGACGCGCUUCUGUUCCAGUCAAAGCUCCUCCAAUCGAUGACGACUGACGCACUAACGGAGUUUCGACUGGAAGCGACGCGACGGAACGAGACGAUGGGCGCGAGUGGAGACGUGAAGCGAGCGAAGCGCUUGAGGCAGUGCGUCGUGUGUCAAGACGCGCAGUUUGUGGUGCUUGACAAGCCUCAGGGACUGACACUGCAGUCGCUGGAUCGGUACUUGCCAUUGCUUGCCAAGGUGAUGGGUAGUGGCUUCUGCCAGCAAGCGAAACACAUCGACGAUGACGACCAGCAAGAGACGCUGCGACUGGUGGAUCGACUGGACAAGGAGACGUCGGGUGUGCUGGUGCUGGUGCGUUCUCGUCUUGCAGCUACCAAGUUCUCGGCGCUGCUCCGAAGUGGGGCCGUGCAUAAGACGUACGAGGCACUCGUGGCAAGACGCUCGUCAAAAGACCAGAGCUGCUCGAGAUGGACAGAGUGGGAAGGGCAAGAGAUCCAUGACCCAGUGGACGACAAAACUGCUUGCACGUUAGUGGAGCGCGUACUGCAGCGGAACGAAGGCCGCUACACCGAGCACAGUGGUAAGACCGCCUGGCUGCAGCUCCGACCUCGCACGGGUCGCAAGCAUCAACUUCGAGUGCACUGUGCACAAGCACUCGAGGCGCCAAUUGUCGGGGACACCAAAUAUGGCGGACGACGAGCCAAUCGACUCUAUUUACAUUCAGCACGGAUUCGCUUCCUGGGCCCUUUUGCUGAGGGAUCGUUCGUCGACGUGAAGUGCGAGAUGGAGCCUAGAAAGCGACCGGAUCCCUGUCGCAUUCAAGGUUCUAACAUUGUGGACCAUGUCGGGACUUACUAG
Peronospora matthiolae is the source of this 1227-nucleotide messenger RNA. The record is from the annotation of a GenBank genome assembly. NCBI's taxonomy places the organism in Eukaryota, Oomycota, Peronosporomycetes, Peronosporales, Peronosporaceae.